AUGACAGAGAAGCCUCAGCAAAAGACGGCUAUGCCGGACCACAUCGAGAAUCUGGAUCGCACCUAUGCGGAUAUUGAUGUUGUCGAACUCACACAUCAGAACCCGUACCGUGAAGUGAACUUCAUUGGAACUUACAUCGCAGCUCUGCUCGCGUGCUCUGCCAACUUUUCGGGGUUCAUAAUGCCCGUGACAGCCCUUGGACUUAUUGAAGCCGAGCUAGGCGCGUCUCCCAACGCCGUGUGGAUUUCUCUAGGCUGGGUUCUUCUAUCAGGGGUGUCCUUCGUUCUCCUCGGUCGGCUUUCAGACAUCUUUGGGAGACGUUGGUUCUUCACCGGCUCUACCUUACUUUCGCUAGUAGGCGCCAUAAUCGGAGCCACAGCGCAGAACAUCAACGUCCUGAUUGCCGCAUCCGUGUUCCUUGGUAUGGGUUCAGCUGGCCAGAUCUCGUUCAAUUACUCGGUAGGAGAGCUGGUGCCCAUUCGUCAUCGAUUCGCGGCGAACGGUAUCAUCUAUUUUUUCAGCCUUCCAUUCUCAGGGCUCGGUCCUUACAUCGCUCGCCUUCUGAUCGUACAAAGCUCCGCGGGAUGGAGAGGGAUAUAUUAUCUUGUGUGCGGACUCGACGCUGCGGCUGCGAUCCUUUGGUUGCUGUUCUACCAUCCCCCAGACUUUCAGCACUUGCAUCGUGAUCGAACUCUAUCGGACGAACUCAAAGAGUUGGAUUUAGGGGGCAUAAUUCUUUACGUUGCUGGGUUCUUCUUGUUCCUACUCGGUCUUGCAUGGGGAGGAUCAGUGUAUCCCUGGACUUCAGCAUACGUGCUUGCACCGCUGAUCAUUGGGUUUGCCGUUUUGGUCGCCUUUGUUUUAUACGAAUCGCUAAUGGAUCUCCGCCGCCCUCUUAUCCCGAUGCAUCUGUUCCGCCAACUUGACUUUGUGUUGAUGAAUGUUUUGUCUGCUGUCGGCGGCGUGGUAUACUAUGGGGCGAACACACUGUUUCCAUACAUGGUGGGUUCGCUUUACACAAGCGAUCCGAUUAAAGGCGGUCUCGUAGCAAGCUGCAUCGGAGCUGGUGUCUGCGCUGGCCAAACCAUUGGCUCCUGGAUCGCCGUGCCUGGCGGCCAUAUGAAGCUCAAGCUCAUAGUUAUCUCUAGUGGGCUGUGUGCGUUCGUGGCGGCAUUGUCUGGGGCGACAGACAGCCAAGCAAUUGGCUCUGCCCUGGCUGUUUGUGCCGGUCUAAUGGUCGGCCUCUUGGAAGUUAUUGUCUCGACGAUCGUCACGAUUGUUAUCGCCGAUCAGUCCGAGAUUGGUGCUGCGGCUGGAGUCUUCGGAUCGAUUAGAAGCUUAGCGGGAGUGCUCGCGACCGCUAUCUACUUGUCCGUCCUCAUGAACAAAUUAAAGGAAUUCACCGCAAGCGAUGUUGUUCCUGCGGUAGUACAAGCCGGUGUGCCAUCUGCUUCAAUACCAGGUUUCCUCGCCGCGCUUGCCCAAGGAGACAUUGCCGCGCUUCAAAGCGUCCCAGGUGUUACCACACAAGCGAUCGAAGUUGGUGUUGCUACAUUGAGGGAGGCCUAUGCGAAGACAUUCAAGAUUGUGUGGCUUGGAACACUUGCGUUUGGACUCCUUGCAGUUGCCGCCUCAUGCUUCACCAAAGACCUUGACGAAAAGCUCUCCCACGAUGUGGUCAGACGUCUCGGGAUUAACAAGAACAUUGAAGAUGCAGAAAAGUUAGGAGACGAGAAAGAGGUGAGAAGCGAGUGA
Molecule: messenger RNA, 1755 nt
Organism: Recurvomyces mirabilis
Lineage: Eukaryota; Fungi; Ascomycota; Dothideomycetes; Mycosphaerellales; Teratosphaeriaceae
Exons: 5
Coding region: 1-1755 (584 amino acids)
Biological process (GO): transmembrane transport
Cellular component (GO): plasma membrane
Molecular function (GO): transmembrane transporter activity
Source: RefSeq, a predicted model, not a curated record